Molecule: messenger RNA, 822 nt
Organism: Chenopodium quinoa (quinoa)
Lineage: Eukaryota; Viridiplantae; Streptophyta; Magnoliopsida; Caryophyllales; Amaranthaceae
Exons: 3
Coding region: 1-822 (273 amino acids)
Source: RefSeq, a predicted model, not a curated record
AUGAGAUAUGAAGCUGCAAUUGAUGCCCAGAGACACACUCAAGGUCAGAAUGACAAUGAUUCAAAGCACAAAUACCCUGAGUGCAAGACACCAUUAGGGAUAGAAAAGUAUGCCUCAAACAUAUACACUAUUUAUGUUUUUUAUGAAUUCCAAUAUGAGGUUGAAAUGACUUGUUUUUCUUGUGGUUGUGAAGAGUUUAAGAGAGAAAAUGGAUUGGAAAUUGCAAAAUAUAUUCUAAAUAGAUGGACUACUAUGGCAACGAAAAGGCCAAUUUUUGACCUAGGAGGAAAUCUGUUGGAACAAUGUGCCAAUAUAAUCGACAAGAAAAAGUUGUUGAAUGAGUUGUGGUCAGAGAUACAUAAUUGUGUUAGUUUGGGAGAGGGCAACGAUGAAGAUAUCAAAGACCUUGUGAUUAAUCUUCAAGGAUUGAGGCUUGAUUUGGAAGCUAAGAGGAGUGCAAGAAGUGAUGUUGAAAAGAAUGCUACUAACAAAGAAAAAGACAUAGAACUAUUAAUUGGAGCUAGUGUUCUAACUAAAAUAUCUAUCAAACCUCCAAAAAUUUCGAAAAACAAAGGCAUUGGAGUUCAUGUGUCAAAUGUACAUACUUCAAAUGUUGAAACAAGAUCUGUAGAGACUUCAAAUGUUGAAACAAGAUCUGAAAGUGGAAAAAGGCUAAAGGGGGACAAAGAAAAGGCAGUAGAACAUAACCAGAAAAAGAAGAGGUUAUGCAAAGGACCAUUUGAGUACAACACAGAUGCUGACAGCAUAGAUGAUGAAACUGAGGGGGACAACAGUGAAGAGGAACAACAGGCAGAGGCAUAG